AUGGACGCUCCAAGAAGCCCUAUCGAAGAGAAGGAGUUCGAAGGACCAUCCGUAGAUUCCGCUGAUUUACAAGAAAGAAUUGCCGCUCGCCGAUUACGCAUUAAAGCCAGAGUAGAAGCUGCCAAAAGAGAAGCUGCAGAGGAUGAUAGCAAAAAGAAAAAGUCCCUCGAUUCCAGUAAAGAGCAAACAGUUAGCAGAAAGCAAGUUGAGCAGAGUCGCCUGAGAUUGGCCAAGCUUAUUUCUGAUGGAUCCGAGUUAGUAUCCAAUGUUAAAAUUGCGGCCGAUUCCCGAACAAUGACUCAUGUUAAUGAAGAAGAUAAUAAAAUUAGAGCAAAGAGAGAAAAGCUAGAAGCUGAAGCAAAAUCAGCAUCCGAAAGAUUUGAAGAGAUUAAUGGAAUGUGGGAAGUAGCUUUAGCUAAAAAAAUUCCUCAGGAGCUUAAUAUCAUGUUGGAAGAACAAAGAUCAGCUUGCGAUGCCAUGGUUGAAGAAAAAGAUAAACUGAUAAGCGAAUUUCAACAGGAACUGAAGGUAAAGGAUGACCUAUAUAUUAAAGAUCUACGUAAGCAGGCCGAAGAUAUUGAUUUAAUGAUUACCAGAAUGGAGGAACAGAUUAAAAACCUUACAAAAGCAUACGGCGAAGAGUUGUUACAAAUUGAGAAAUCAUUUGUAGCAGAAAGGGGAGAUAUAAUGAAUGCUCACACCAAGAACUGGGAGCAGCUAAUGACUCAGCGUCGUGACAAAGAAGUGGAAUAUAUGAAAGCGAGAGAAAAGCGUGUUGAAGACUACGAGCAACAAUUGCAGCACUUACGUGUAGAAGAUGCUGAAGAAUAUAAUAUGGUCAAAAUAAAGUUAGAAACAGAUGUUCAAGUGCUAGAACAACAGCUUCAGGCUAUGCGCGCAACAUAUCAACUAAAUCAAGAAAAGUUGGAAUAUAACUUUCAGGUUUAA
Molecule: messenger RNA, 948 nt
Organism: Trichoplax adhaerens
Lineage: Eukaryota; Metazoa; Placozoa; Uniplacotomia; Trichoplacea; Trichoplacidae
Exons: 10
Coding region: 1-948 (315 amino acids)
Biological process (GO): axonemal dynein complex assembly; cilium-dependent cell motility; regulation of cilium movement
Cellular component (GO): axoneme; axonemal dynein complex
Source: RefSeq, a predicted model, not a curated record